AUGUCAGCAAUUCCAGUAUAUGUUCCGACUUUGCAAGCUGAUAAAAAUGAUAUUCAAGAAUUUGUCCGUUUUAUUUAUAAACAUCAACAACUUCUAAAAGAAUAUGGCGCAAUUAAAAUCCAGCUAAACAUCGAUUGUAAUUUAGCUUUGAAGAAACGACGAACGAAUCUAUUGACACCUCCAGUUUCUACAUAUAUUACAAAAAUAAAUAAGGAUUAUCCUAUCUAUUCCGUAGAAAGAAAUGAUAACAAUGUUGAAUCAAUUGAACAAAAUUCUUUAGUACAUGAUGAAGCUGAUUUUUGGACAUCAUUAUCUCGUCUAAACAACAAACAACGUCAAUUGAAUACUUCAUUAAUGCCAAAUACGAGUUUGUUUCUUGAAAAACAAUCUCAUACACGAUUUGAUAUUCAUCGUGUACCAGGUCAAUCACUUCUCAAAUUAGCUGGAAGAGGUGUAGUACAAAAAUAUACUCCAUGUUUGAAAAGAGCUCAUGGACCUGGUGCAAUUUUUCCAUUAACAUGUACUCAACAGCAUCUCUUUUCACUUGACUACCAUCAUGAAGGUGGUGCUCAUUUUUGGUACAUCAUUCCUCAUAGUGAACGAAGAGCUCUACAAACAUUACUAGAUAAACAAAAUAUAUCUGCUUGUCUAGAUCAUGGAAAAAUAUUUAUUGAUCCUUCAAUAUUAGAAAAAUAUUAUAUUCGUUAUCAUCGAAUUACUCAAAGUCCAAAUGAAUUCGUAGUACUAUCAGCUGGGACUUUAUCACAAUGCUUUACAAUGCAUGCUAGUUAUAGUGAAUCCAUUGCCUUUGCUUUACCAAGCUGGAUCGAAGAAGGUCAUGCAAGUAUUUCUACUGCAUCAUGUCGAUGUGAUAUUCCUCAUGAUUCUUUAUCAAUAACAUGUGAUCUUAAUUUAUUUCUUCGUGAUCUCAUAGAAGAAUAUAUUACUUCGAAUCUUGAUAAUGUUAUUAAUGAUGCCUUUGAUAUAGUCACAAAUUAUGAUACACCUAUGACUGCAAUGUCAACACCAUGCAAUCUUGACCACAAUUCAUUACAUGAUGAACCUAUGAUAUCAAGAAAUAUGAAAGUCACCGUACCACCACAACGGAGUCUACCGUCUUACCAUUUAUUAUCAUCUUCAUUAAUAGCAUCACCUGACAGCAACUACUCUUUUGAAGAUAGUACAAAUAUAGCCGAUGAUAAUAAUGAUCAACUUCGACUUGAAUUAUUUCAGGAAGAUAGUCUUUUGAAUACAUGUGAUCUAUUCGCAUCUGAUCUACUACUCACGGAUUCAUAUUCAAAUAAUCGUCUACCUGAAAUAAAUACAGUAACAAAUACACUUGAUCAAAAUUCUGAUGUACCUACAAAUAUUCAUGAAAACCUUACGAUAGACUCGUACGGAAACAACUAUGAUUUUUCAUGGGAAGAACUAAUGAAUUUACUACCAUUAGAUGUGGAUUCUGUUGAAACAACAUUUAAUCAAACUGACGAAUGUAACAAUAGGAAUAUACAAUCAUCAUCAUUCAAUACAUGCAAGACAAAUGUUACUAAACAAAGCUGCAAUAAAAGACAACAACUACAUGAAAAACUGUUAGAUGCUCGUAAAGUACUCUAUGUCUCAGGAUUAAGACGCGACGUGACUAAACACGAUAUAUACACUCACUUCAUUGGCUGUUCGAAAGUGACAUUAAAAGAAUAUCACUCUGUAUCACAUCUUAAAUAUGCGUUUGUUGUUCACAAGAAGCCUAAACAUGCCGAAAUCAAUCUUCAUCGACCUAUUAAUUACAAGCAUCUUGGUCCUCAAUGUCGUGUUGAGUAUGCUCAUGACUGUUCCACUCGUAUCGGUAGCAAUCAAACUUUCGACAACAAGAAAAUCUUAGUUCGUGGUAUACCACAACAUGUUAAUGUGGGAGAUUUGCGUCGUUUGUUUGGUAAUUGUUAUAUCAUAAAAUAUUGUCCAGCCAUUGUUUGCCGACGAAGAAUGGAAACAACAACGAAAAGCAAUGACAAGGUUUUACUAGGGUACGCUUAUAUUCAAUUGGAUGAUGAACGACAAACAAAUUAUAUUAUUGAAAAUGCUAAUCAAUAUCAGAUGUGUGGUCAAUCGUUAAAAAUUUGUUCAUAUCGUAAUUAA
Molecule: messenger RNA, 2133 nt
Organism: Adineta steineri
Lineage: Eukaryota; Metazoa; Rotifera; Eurotatoria; Adinetida; Adinetidae
Source: the annotation of a GenBank genome assembly